This is a messenger RNA of Schistocerca cancellata (South American locust), 2292 nucleotides long. RefSeq names its product E3 ubiquitin-protein ligase LRSAM1-like. The transcript is spliced from 14 exons. Lineage: Eukaryota; Metazoa; Arthropoda; Insecta; Orthoptera; Acrididae. Gene Ontology annotation, molecular function: protein binding. The record is from RefSeq and is a predicted model, not a curated record. The coding region runs from base 220 to 2292 and encodes 690 amino acids.
AUGUGGUACAAUUGAAGUUGUGUACAUGUCGAAAGUUUUAAUAGUAAUGCACGAUGGUAGUACCGUAAAUAUACUUGUCAUGUGCAACGCGGAAAGUGUUUGACCUAAUGUAAGCGGUUGGUAUCAACUUAGGGGUAGUCUUAUUCGGUCCGUGUUGACAAACCGAAAAUUGAGAUACUUGUUUAAGGUGUGAGUACUUUCAAUUUAGGACUCAGUAUAAUGCCACUAUUUGGUAAAAAGGACGACAGAGGUAUUGACUACAAAUCUAGGUUGGAGCAUAAACUAUAUUUGGCUCGUGAAAAUCCGGAGCCAGUUUUCGAUUUGUCCGAUUGUGCGCUGAAACAUGUGCCAUCCGGUGUCUACACGCUCUGUAAAGUGUUCAGGAAAGAAGCGCUUUAUAUGCAGGACAAUCAUUUGACAUCUCUAUCUGGAGGAGGGAAUCUGGCUGACCUUUCACUUCUGCAAGUGCUGGAUCUUCAUAACAAUUCUCUUUCAAAGUUACCAGAUGACUUAAGGCAUCUACAAAACCUUAGGGUUUUGAAUCUCAGCAGAAACUCUUUAAAACAGCUUCCUGCCACUGUAUCUGAGCUCAAAUUAUUAAAUACAUUGGAUGUAUCAAACAAUAGACUGAAAGAUAUUUUAUGUGAGUUCAAUGAACUCAGGCAUUUGGAAUCUUUGGAUGUUCGGGGAAAUAAAUCACUGUCUAAGCUGCCAACCUCCCUUGGACAUUGUGUACAUUUGAAAAAGUUAUUAGCAGAUACAGACUCCUUAAGGUACCCGCCUCCCAACAUAGUACAACAAGGAACUACAGCUGUUGUUACAUUUUUGUCACAAGAGUGUGGUUUAGAAUAUAUACCACCAAGUGAAUCCGAGCCUGAUAGUGCCAUACCAACAGUGACUGAAAGUGAUGACAUAGACUGGGAAUUCCAGGAGCAGAAACGAAGAGAAAUGCUGGAACUUGAGAGGAGUAUAGAGGAGCAGCAGAGAAAAGAAUUAGAGCUUCAGAAUGUUAUGAGAAUUUCCAAAGAAAAAUUGCUGGGAGAUUUACUGGAACAACAGAUCAGACUAGAAGAUGAGAUACAGCGUGCUCACCGAGAGCGUGAAUCAGAAAGACGACGUUUAAUUGAACAUUUGCAAACAGUUGAGCAAACAACAGACCAUAUGAUUUCUCAACUGCUGUCAUUAAGUGCAAGCGAAGCUAAUGUGGAGCAUUUGCAGCUUCUCUUAGAGAAAGAAAGACAGCAAGAAGAGCAGCUUUUCAAUUUACGACAAGAGGAGUAUCAGCACCUGCAUCAACAGGAAAUACUUAAUGCAAUGGAGGCACUGCUAGAAGAAGAAGGGAAACAUGAACAGAAGUUGAGGGAGUAUGAGCAAGACAGAGCUGAGACAACACGCACAUUGUUGAGCCAGGAACUGGAAAAUAACGAGCAGCUGCUGAGCUUAUUGUCAAACCAGGAUCAGAACAAGAAUGAGCUCUUGAGAAGAUUGCACAAAGAUGAGGAGUUGCAACGUGCAGCUGUUGGGGCCCUGUUGGAGCGAGGUGAUGCACGCUCAUGGGGGCUUGUGCAGCAAGUAGCUAUUGUAAGCUCCCAGCUGAGUGCACUUACUGCCCUUGAACUGGAACGCAGGCGUCUUGAUGUAGCAGAGCAUGUGGCUGAAUUAAGUGAGAAGCGGAAAGCACUUUCUCACUUGCUUGUAAAACUGAUGGGCCAGCAAGAAGAGCGGCGUAAACAACUUCUCCGAACCUUGAAUGAAAUAGAGCGUCGAAGGCCAUCAGACAAAGAGUCUCAAGCUGACUUCUGGCUAAUGCAGUAUCAACGGCUGCUUGAUUCACGACCACCAAGUCUUAUUGAUCUGGAACGUAAUUUAGAUCCAGCUUUGGGACAUCAUCUUGUAAUGGCUGGAGUUGUUCACUGUUUGCCCUUUUUGUCAGAAUGGGUACAUGACACAAAACGCCUUGAGGAACUGACUGAUUAUGACCUUAUUCAGGCUGGCAUUAAAUCAUCAGAAGAUCGAGCAGCCAUUAAAAAAGCCACAAUGGAAUACUUGCAAGAAAAAACAAGUAAUACAUCAAGUGUGGAGCCUCAAGAUGUGCCAUCAGCCCCAUCUCUUCCCGAGACAGAAACGCACAAUAUGGAUGCUGAAUGUGUAGUUUGUCUAGAUAGACAGAGUGACAUCGUAUUUGUCUCAUGUGGUCAUAUGUGCUGCUGCAGUAUAUGUUCCAAUCCACUAACAGAAUGUCCGAUGUGCCGAAGCAACAUCGUGCAGAAGCUGCGUGUUAUAAUGCCAUAA